AUGCCGGCAAGGGAGGCGCGUAUGUCGUCGGCCCGCAGACGCCUGGUCUGGGCAACAGGGUUGACCAUCGUCGUACUGUCGUGGUUGCGACAUAACUUCAAGGAGGGCAAGCGCAUUGGCGGGACGAGCAUGAGGUCUCCCGGCGACGAUGACGGUAUCAAUAACGACGGAAGCACCCAACGUACCGAGCUCCGAGGAGUUCCGAUGAGCGAUUGCGCAUCUUGUGGUCGAGAUCGCGGCCAGUGGGAUGAGAGUGAUGAGCAGCAGCACCGCCAUCAGAGUGGCACGGGUGAUGGAUUGGUGUUGAUCAAAUCCUUCAAGACAGGGAGCACCACACUGGCGACCUACAUCGCGCAGGUUGGCCACCAGAGACGCUCCUACUUCUUGCACCCCAAGGCCACCGGCUGGUUCGGGCGGGGGGAGCUCGAUUCCCGGCGCGACAAGGGCCAGGCGUUCGAUAUAAGCCUUCGACACGUGACGCCGAACACCCCGUACGGCGUGUUGGAGGAGCUGGUGCCCGGGGCGGCCUUCGUGACGAUAAUGCGCCGCCCCGCCGAGCGCUUUCUGUCGCUCUUCAACUUCCGAGGGGAUAUCAAGAAUAAAUACAAGACCCCACAAGCGCUGGUGACCGAGAUUCGUGCCGGAAGAGUGCCUCAAGGUGAUGCCCGACCGUUUUGCAACCAGCUCGCGUGGCUCAUGUCCGGGCGGGACGUCGACUUCACGAAGAUCGUGGAUGCGGAAAAAGCUCGAAGGGUGGCCAGCGAGGUCAUGGAGGAGGCUGAGAGACACGGCGUGGUGGUGCUCAUCACGGAAAGGAUGACAGAAUCCGUCGCCGUCCUGGCGCAUCUCAUGCAAUGGGACAUGGACACGAUCGAGCUCAACGUUGGGUCCCAAAGAGUGCAGGACGCAGGGCGUGGCUACUUUUCCUGCCCCGCCGCUGACACCAACAACAAGUGCAUCAGCGCCAUCAGAGGGUGUAACCUGGUCGACGAGGUGCUGUACGAGCACUACGAGCGACAGUUCGAAACCCUAGUGCGCGCGUUGCCUUCCCGAACGUCAGAGCGGGUAGCCGCGAUGCUGGGCGGUGAUCCCAAGGCCAAGCACGCGAUGUCAAAGUUGGAUGGCGGGAAGUUUCCGGUCAACUGCAUCAGCAGCAGCCCCGGAGCGGAAAGACGCACCGGGCGGGGCAACGGUGGCGGGGGCGGUGACGGAUUGGCAUCACCCGAAUCCAGCGAAGAGCUCUACCGCCGUCUUCACUCGUGCAACGGCCGUCCUCGAUGACACCGAUGUGUUUCGCAGCGGCCCGGCUCGCUCAGGAGGUCUGUUGCUCGCAACGCCUUUCGGCGUGCAAUUCUGUACACACGUGUGCACUGUAACUCGUGUCUUCUUCAGUUUAGACUACAUUGUAGACCGGCGCCGACUUCCUUCCAAGGAGAGAUGCGAAUGGCGAUGGAGACCGCACCACACGCUCCGGUGAUGCGGUUAGGGUUAGGCAGCGAUGUGGCCGGGCGUGA
Molecule: messenger RNA, 1514 nt
Organism: Ectocarpus siliculosus
Lineage: Eukaryota; Phaeophyceae; Ectocarpales; Ectocarpaceae
Source: the annotation of a GenBank genome assembly